CCUAUCCAAUAAAAUUUGUAUUGUAAAUGUAGAAAUACCACUAGAUACUUACUUAUACAUAUUAUUAUCAGCCAAUCAUAAGCCGACUUUAAGAUGCUAACAAGCUAAGUCUAACAACAAAUGUGUGCUAAUAAAAUGUACGAGAAGAUUACGUAUCCAUAGACAAUAUUAGUCGUAUCGAGUUGCUAACGAAGCCAAUGUCAGGCCAUUGCGGCUUCAACUUUGUGCAGGUUCAUAGCUCUGUGUUCGCUAAUUUAAUAUUUAAUAGUUGUGUUUAAUAAUAAAUCGAAAUGAAGAGAUAUGGAACUUUCUAUGGGGAGCCUGAACCAGGCUGGGACGGCACCGACACGGAGAAGGCGCCGUUCCUGCGCAACGAGCCCGUGAAGCUGACGCCGGCGUGGGAGGGCAGCAACCUGCCCAAUGACACGCUCAACCUUAAAGGAAUAGCCAUGGACCUGGUCCCUCCGAAAGACAAGUGGAACCUCAUCUAUUUCACACUGAUGCUGCACGGGCUCGGCACCCUGACCGCCUGGAACAUGUUCAUCACCGCCAAGUCCUACUUCGAGGACUACAAGCUGGUGAAGGGGUCUGAGCUGUCCAACAACUACUUGGUGUAUGUGGGCUCCGCGGCGCAGAUACCGAACUUUCUGUUCAGUUGGUUCAAUGUGUUCGUUGAGAUUGGCGGCGACCUCACGAACCGCAUCGUGUGGUCCCUCAGCAUGGAGGUGCUGAUCUUCGUGGUGACCAUCGUGCUGGCCAUGGUGGACUCGCGCGCCUGGACGCCCGCCUUCUUCUGGCUCACCAUGGCGUCGGUGCUGCUCAUGAACACAUUCAACGCGAUCUUCCAGAACUCAGUCUACGGGGUCGCCGCGCGCCUGCCGCCCCAGUACACGGGCGCCGUGGUGCUCGGCUCCAACAUCUGUGGGACCCUGGUGACCCUGCUGUCGUGGGCCACUGACGAGUUCAGUGAGAGUGCCAGGACUGCCGCUAUAUAUUACUUUAUUGGUGGCAUGUUCGUGCUGCUGAUCUGUUUUGAUACUUACUUCGCGUUGCCGUUGAAUAGGUUCUACCGCUACCACGACACACUGCAACAGCGCACCCUCCGAGUCAACCCCGCCCUAGCCGCUACGACCCAGGGCUCCGCAGUGAAGACGCGACCGCCCUACGGAACCAUCAUCAAGCAGGCGUGGGUGCAGCUCUACAAUAUAUUUAUUAUAUUCUUCGUGACGUUAGCUGUGUUUCCUGCUGUGCAGUCUAACAUAGUGUCGACGCAAGGCCUGCUCGGCGCCAACUUCGUGCGAAUCACGUGCUUCCUCACGUUCAACGUGAUGGCCAUGCUGGGCUGCGUCAGCGCCAGCCUGCUGCCCUGGCCGCGGCCGCGCUGGCUCUCCGUGCUGACGACGCUACGCAUCCUCUUCAUCCCGUUCUUUCUGGUGUGCAACUACUCGGUCCCGGGGCGCACGCUGCCGGUGCUAGUGACGAGCGACUGGGCGUACUGGGCGGGCGCCGCGCUGCUGGCCUGGAGCUCCGGCCACUGCAGCUCGCUCGCCAUGAUGUAUGUCAGCGGCACGGUGGCACCAGAAAACGCGGCUAAAGCCGGCAUGAUGGGCGGCGCAAUGCUGGUCACAGGCAUCAUGUGCGGCAUCUUCUUCUCUAGACUCGGCUCAGUGAUCGCGACGUUGCCGCUCUGGGCGGGCUUGUAGCGAGCAGCUCGGGCCGCGGGCACACUGUGGAGCGUACUCGCGAGGACUGUGACGAGUUAAACGUGUUACAGGUAUUGAGUGGGAAGGUUUAGCGAGGGUUUUGAUGGUUGAAUGAGUGUCAGGAUCUUAGAUAAGUAAACCACUGUCCGGUCAGGGUGGUGUGUAGGAAGGGAUGGCAUAGACUUAGGCAGACUCAGUACUGGCACAAAUUGUUAGCAAAACCGACAGAUUUAAAUAAAGUUGGAAGUUAGAUGUAAUAAAAUGACAAAGACACGGAUUGUCUUUGGACGUUAUCUAGCUACACAGAGGAACCUGGUCUCUUUGGCGGUCUUUGCAUAGAUGCUAAUAUAUCUGGUUCUAUGACUGUAUUUGUAGUGUCUUAAACAUGAGGCGAGUAUAUGCUAGUAUCUCACAUAAAAUUAUGUCUCUCUUGUUUAUGCGAAUUUUGCCGCGCUUAUGCCAUCCCAGCAUGAUAUUAGAGUUGGAGCCUUAUUGUGAAAUUCAGAUUUCGGCUAAUAGAAAAAAAUUGUAUGGGAUAUUUAUCAAGUAAAUAUUAUUAUUGAGUGUGUUCAGUGAUAUGUAAUACUGAGGAAUGACUAUUCAGAAUCCGAGCUGACCUAUCCUCUCAACUUUUUAAAGUGAAAAGACACUUGACAAAGGUCCAUAGAAUCAGUGAACGUAACUACAAAUUAUAUUGGAACUGACUCAAGUAAAUAUAUGUAUUACGAUUUAUAUAAUUUUCAAGACGAAGCGACGGAUUGUUAAAAUUGUACUGUUAUUAUUGAAUUACAUUACGAAAUAGCUUUUAUAGUCUACUCCAUACUUGCUGAUUUGUUUUAGCGCUGAUUUUUCAAUAGUCAGAUAAAGGUUAUCUGACGAAUAAAAUUCUUGCUGUCACAGUCUAAUACGAACAUUGAGACGCGACAGCAUCAGAAUUAUUCCUCAGAUAACUGUUAUCUGGCUAUUGAAAAAUCAGCCCUUAGUUUUACAUAUUUGACAUAUUUGAAAAUCGUGAUCAAAUAGCAUGACGUGACGUUAAUAGAAUGAAUUAUUGUGGGGUAUCAUUGCCUACCCAAUAGAUUGACAGUUAUAAAAAGUGCUUACCAGCGUCGAAUUCGAAAAGCAUUAUUUGUUGAUGUUGAAAUGCUGGGAAUCAGUCUAAAUACGUAUAAUAAUGUUAAAGUUUAAAGUGCUAUCAUGUUUAUUGACUUAGCUAGUAUGUACGUACAGUUGGAAUUUCAAUAAGUUUGUGUAUUGUGAGAUAAUUAAUGGUGAUAUGAGCUGCAUUUUGACAUAUUGUGAGCAGUGUAGGGAGCACGAAUAAUUUUACAAUUAUUAUCGAUUAGCAGUAUGCUACGUUCGAUUGAAUGAAAAUCGAUUGUAGCUUUUCUAGCGUUUAGUAGCGAGACAAAAGAACACAUGCAUUUGACGUUUAUUUGAUGGAUUCAAAUCGAACUUUCGAAUCGCGUGUGAAAUUGUUCGUGUUCCCUGCACGGAUUUUAGUGGCCUUGCGUUACGAUUGUAGGUAAAUUUUAGUUCAUAAUCAAACAACUACAAAUACUACAAUGUUUACUAUAUUGUAUGCUACCGUUUCUACGAAAAAGUUAUUUUUCUUAGCCAAGUCUCGAAACCUAACACAGAACAUUUAUUAGAAUUAUGUUUCAAGUUAGUAUACUUUCAUUUUAUUAUAAGAACUAUAAGCUAUGUAUACUCUCUAUACUAAUCCAAAGUGCUACUUUAUUGUUAAGUUACAUAAUUUUGCUACGGAAUGUAUGAUAAACACAUUUGUUAUUAAGAGCCGUUCACACUAUUCCAGUAGAUAUUGAAUAUGAAUCAAUUUUGUUUGUCCUGAGAGGAACAAAGGCUUAUGAAGAAAUUGUGUGAAUGGUGCAUUCGGUAGUGUUAUUUCGGUUAUAAAUAGGUGAACGCAAUGAGAGAUAUGAGAAAUAUUUAAUGGUAAUUAUCGGAGGCAUAUGCUAGCCUUGUAAGAAUUAAUAUUAUACAAAUGGAUACGCACACAGAUUCAUUUAAUGAUAUCAAAAUAAUCGUAGGUGAAUUAUUGGAAUUGAUACUCUGAAAUAAUUUAUAUUUGCUUUUAUCUCUCACUUCUCAUUUAUAAACAAAUAGUGUAAGUGAGAUGAGAGGCAAAUAUCGGACAUUUUGGAUUCUCUGUUCCAUUCAUCCACCCUGUAAAUAAUUAUAAUACUUACCUAUGCUAGUUUGAAAUCAUUUUGAUAUUUUCUUCUUUUCGUUUCUUGAUGUUAACACUAACUUUUUUUUGUUUGACAGACUGAAAGUACUAACUAUAUUGUAAAAGCCUAGAUUAAAUAAUGAUAGAUUAGUGAUAUCAUUGUAGUCUUCAUAGACGGGUGUAGAAAUGAGUUCUCAUUAUAAGUUGUUUAUUUUGUGUGUGUCCCAGAAUUUAAACCAAAUAAUUAUGAUUUUCUGACAUUACUGAACAAUUUAACUUACCUUUGGUAUACAUUUCUCCGAAUUAUCGUAAGGUUUUUAUUUAUUUUAAUAGUAAAAUGUUUUUUUAAUU
Molecule: messenger RNA, 4245 nt
Organism: Plutella xylostella (diamondback moth)
Lineage: Eukaryota; Metazoa; Arthropoda; Insecta; Lepidoptera; Plutellidae
Gene: Ent2
Product: Equilibrative nucleoside transporter 2
Biological process (GO): nucleoside transmembrane transport
Cellular component (GO): plasma membrane
Molecular function (GO): nucleoside transmembrane transporter activity
Source: RefSeq, a predicted model, not a curated record